This is a messenger RNA of Kwoniella botswanensis, 2286 nucleotides long. RefSeq lists its product as uncharacterized. Lineage: Eukaryota; Fungi; Basidiomycota; Tremellomycetes; Tremellales; Cryptococcaceae. The transcript has a single exon. Bases 1 to 2286 code for a protein of 761 amino acids. The record is from RefSeq and is a predicted model, not a curated record.
AUGUCAACAUCUUAUUAUCAUACCAACCAUCAUCAUUCUCCUACACCAACCAUACAUCACUUAAUACAGAAACGAGCCAAUGCGAUAAGUUCAAUUCCAUUCUCACUAACUACCACCACAUUUAUCGAUUCACCUUCGCCUCUGAUCGCUCCUAGCGGAAUGGGAAUUGUCGAGGUUUCGCCAACGGCAUCUUCACCUUCUUUAUACUCUAGAGUAGGCCAUUCCAACUCACCUCAAAUCCACGCGCGUACUCAGAUGAUCAAGACAUCGAGAAAGCUACAGGUUUUAUCGCAAUCAGAAAUGACGCACAGAUAUUCAGCAGAAGACGAUCCAUACCAUCAUGAAGAAGAGGAGGAAGGAGAGGAGGAAGAUCCAAGGAGGAUGUCGAUGGUUGGUGGACCGAGAGUGAGGAAGUAUACACAGGUACCGUGGGAAGAAGAGGACAGUGAGGCACAGUGGUCGAUGGUCACCCAAAACACAAUCUCUGAUCGUAGUCAAGCGGGGGGAGUGACAGUAGUAGGUUCAGCAGAUAUGUUCAGUGGAUUCAACAGAAGCAAAUCAAGCACCACUCCCGGUGGUUAUGGUAGAAAUCUCAGAUCGACUGAAAGAGAGAGAGAACAAAGUACGAUAUCUACCACUUCGACCAUGAUGUCCAGCUCGGACAGUCCUUCUCUCAAUGUUUCGUCGACAAGAAGAGGUCUAGCCCAGAUAAAAGGUGCGACUUCCAACAAGGAUAAGGACAAUAAUCAUGCAAAACAUUUGGUACCUUCUGUUUCGGGAUUGAGUUUGGCCAGUAAUCAAACUUCUUCAACUUCAUCGACUUCAUCUUUUUUAUCUGAUUCAACUCCAAUCACACCAAAGUUGAAAUCUACCAAUGUCAUCCAAAUUAGUCAUUCACCUUUGCCCAAUAUCAGCGACAAGAAAGAUAAAAGGAUAGAUACCUUCCAUCAAGGUGAAUAUGAGAAUCUAAAUCAUACCAGUGCGAUCGGCCUCUUACCUGCUGUGAUACCCAAAUCAACUGUCCUUUCGACAUAUAAGAAACCCCAAUCGCCACUUAUCGAUAACUUAACUCUCACCCCGACUCCUGGUCCUACUGGAUUCGCUGCGAACGAUCGACCAUUGAUGAAUAGCGGAUCACCAGGGUUCGGACUGAUCAGUCUGGAAGCAGCUCAAGAGAGAGAAAGACAGAAGAGUCAGAGUCAGUCCCAGAAUCAAAAUCAAAAUCAAACGCGCUCGCACGAGACAUUCCAUACUCAAUCUAGUACGCACAGUAGAUCAACGACUUUUAUCUCUGUCGAUCAGCAAAAAAGACCUUUGACCACAUUUUUAAUCCCUCCUAUACCUGACGACCCAAAUGUCAAUGUCUUACGUCCCACCACUUCAUGUACAUCCGCAUCCUCACCACCGAAUAAAGUGAAAUCGAAGAAAUCAGGAUUAAUGAGAUUAUUCAACAAGUCAGAGAAAGAUAAGUCAGUCCAUAGUAAUAUACCUGUACCGGCUUUACCUCAUACAACCAAUAGUACCAGUGGGAAUGGGCCAACAAUGACUCCUUCGUUGAAAGGCAGAGAUGGUGUUAGUAGUAGAGCAAUGUCAAUUUGGUCUUCUUCUACAACUAACGAGAAUCCGACUUCGACUUCGAUGGGAAUUGUACAUGGUGAAAGUGCGGUAUGGCCCUCUUCAUCCCUCAAGAUGAGUCAAGGGGUACUACCACAUGGUGGUCAAGGUGAAGAUGAAGAGAAAAGACAAUUUGAAGUAUCAUCAUCAUCAACUUCACAGCCGAAAUUGGAAUUACGUCCAAUCAGUAUGACAUUCUCGAGAGGUUUACCUGUAGAUUACCUCGUCCACCUACAGCCCUCACAUACAAAGAGAAACCAUCGUGAUGAAGAUCCAUCUCCCCCCUCGGUACCUUGUACACCCACAUCAUCAAUGACGAAGAAGAAACCCAUUCCUGCUGAUGAAGAAGUGGUGAAUAACAAGAUGAUGAUGAAUGUGAAAAAAGCAUUUACAAUUCAGAUAUACGAGUUGGAAGCUCAGAUUCGCGAGUUGAAAGAUGAGUUGAAAGAUGCCCGAGCGAGAAAAGUGUUAGAAGGGAAUUGUGAUAAGUGUGGAUGUACUUGUAAUUUCUUUCAAGAUCAAGAUGAUAAGGAUGAUAAUAUGUUGUUAAAUGUAGGAUCAAAUACAAGUGGGAAUGGGAAUGGGAAUAGGAAAGUGAUUGACAGAGCUAGGGUAAAAACGGCCGGGGCAAGAGGUGUUUUCGGCUCAGGUAGUUUGUACGAAUGGGAAUAA